UUGUGUUUCGGUUUGAAGGACGUCGUAGCUAGUGAAACCACUGGGAAUAUGAGACUUUACAUCUUAUGUCUCAAGGUGACGAGCGCAAUUAUAGUGCCGCGCAGAAUAUUCGGAUUUUUCAAGAAUCCUCUGCAUUGUAAUGGGCAGUGCAUAUCAAUUACCAUCAGCUGAAUAUCCUGCUCGUCUCGUGCCCUUAUUGUCAUAAAAAAAAACACCUGGUAAAAAUUGUACUUAAUUAUUCGACCAGAACUGCACAUCGGCUGCUGUUUCCCAAGUCAUCACAACUGAUAGUAUCAUCCAAGUGUCCGGAGACCAAACUGUUAAUAAUACCGGCCAAGGAUACCGACGAGUUGGACAUCAUGGAAGACGAAGUAGACGACCUACAGUGUGAAUUGGUAUCAAAUGCCUCGUCACUCUGCCUCUACCACAAAGCAGUAAGAAAGUUCUCAUUGGAAUCGCGAAACAAGAGCGCCAUGCGGAUACGCAAUAAGCGACGCCGGGGAACCAGACGAGUCAACUACCGGGAGUCAGUGUGGGAUAGAAAGCAGUCAACGGCUGGGCUAGUAAUAACCGCAUCGCAGAGUGACAAGGAGUUUUCUAAAUACUAUAAACCAAAUUAUGAUGAAAUGCCUGAAAGACUAGAAAAGACAAAGGAGCAAAGUGAAACACAAGAUAGUAGAUCGCGUGUGGAAUCUGAACAAGAGAUUUUUAACACAUCAUUUUCUAAGAGUAAACGAAAAUCAUCUGAUCAUAAGUAAAUAUAGCUUUAAUAAAAAUAUAUAUUUUACUGAUAUCUUUAUAUAGUAUUAAAUCAUGUUAAAUUGUUAAAUAAAAACAUU
Leptidea sinapis is the source of this 839-nucleotide messenger RNA. RefSeq lists its product as uncharacterized. The record is from RefSeq and is a predicted model, not a curated record. The transcript has 6 exons. Lineage: Eukaryota; Metazoa; Arthropoda; Insecta; Lepidoptera; Pieridae. Bases 360 to 758 code for a protein of 132 amino acids.